Messenger RNA from Lithohypha guttulata, 1710 nucleotides. RefSeq names its product 26S proteasome non-ATPase regulatory subunit (gene RPN3). Gene Ontology annotation, molecular function: enzyme regulator activity. Bases 1 to 1710 code for a protein of 569 amino acids. Lineage: Eukaryota; Fungi; Ascomycota; Eurotiomycetes; Chaetothyriales; Trichomeriaceae. The record is from RefSeq and is a predicted model, not a curated record. Gene Ontology annotation, biological process: regulation of protein catabolic process; ubiquitin-dependent protein catabolic process. The transcript has 3 exons. Gene Ontology annotation, cellular component: proteasome complex; proteasome regulatory particle, lid subcomplex.
AUGAGUGGAGACAAAGGCAAACGCAACAGCGUGAGCAGACCGAACGACCACAAGAGGAAGGACAGCAAGUCCAAGUCGCAGAAAGAUACACAAAAACCCAAGGACAAGGUUGGUGACGAGGAAAUGACUGUGGUAGUUCCACCUUCGAAAGGUGAUGCAGGAAAGAAUGAGGAUGUCGCAAUGAAUGGCACUGACGAGGCAAAACUAAAAGACCCGCCAGUCGAUCCAAAGGCCAAAGCCAUUGCAGACAUCAAAGCCAAUCUCACGUUACUCGAAAAAGCAGUCAGCCUCUUCGACCCUCGUUUUACUCUGCGAGUAUUGCGGAAUAUUCCUUCUGUGCGGAAACAGCUCUCGGCCGACCUGUUAGCACGUGUCAUUAUCGAAACCUACACAACUCCUACUCCUACCUCGUUCGCGUUGCUGAAAGCAUUGGGUGAUGAGGAGGGAUUUCCAAGAGCUGAUGCUGAUGCGUGGGUCAAGAAGAAGGAUUCGGCACAGUCCGCCUCUAAGAAGAGCGACACUACGCCCAAGGAGAUCCUUGCAGAGGUCGAUGUCUAUUUUUCCAUUCUCAUCCAGGUCUACUUCUACGACACAAAGAAUAUCGAGUCAGGAGCUGAAUUCUCCGAAGGACUUAUCGGUUACUUAAAGCCCCUGAACAAGCGCACCUUGGAUUCGCUGGCCGCACGAGCAUACUUCUACUAUUCUCUCUUCCUUGAGGAGACUGAUCCCAAGCCACCAAGCCCGAACGCUGCGGUUGUGUCCAUCAGAAAGACCUUGCUCGACGCUCUCCGAACUGCCACUCUCCGAAAAGACCAAGAUACUCAAGCUGCGGUCAUCACCUUACUUCUGCGAAACUAUCUCUCUACCUCCCGUAUCACACAAGCUGACCUUCUCAUCUCGCACACUCAGUUUCCAGAUUCCGCAGCCAACAACCAGGUCGCCAGAUACCUGUAUUAUCUUGGCCGAAUCAGGGCGAUUCAACUGAAUUACUCCGAAGCACACGACCAUCUGAUAGGUGCCACUCGGAAGGCGCCCACAUCCUACAAGGCCAGUGGUUUCUACCAAGCAUCGACAAAACUACUCAUCGUGGUCGAACUGUUGAUGGGAGAUAUUCCCGAUCGGGCCAUUUUCCGACAGCCCAGCCUAGAGAAAAUCUUGUCCCCUUACCUACAGUUGGUGCAAGCUGUCUCUUCAGGCGACGUGAAUGCUUUCCAGAACCUCACUCAGAAAUACAGCUCCGUCUUUCGAGCCGACAGCACGUAUACCCUCAUCCUUCGACUACGACAAAACGUCAUCAAGACUGGUAUACGCAUGAUGUCCCUAUCCUAUGCACGCAUCUCUCUCCGAGACAUGUGUUUACGUCUUGGUCUGGAAAGCGAAGAGUCUGCAGAAUACAUUGUCGCUAAGGCGAUCAGAGAUGGUGUCAUCGAAGCCACUCUGGAUCAUGAACAUGGCUAUAUGAGGAGCAAGGAUGUGGGUGAUGUAUACAGCAGCAACGAGCCGUUUGACGCAUACUCAUCAAGAAUAAGAGCUUGUCUGGCUCUACACGAUGAGAGUGUCAAGGCUAUGCGCUUCCCAAUGAACCAACACAGACUCGAAUUGAAGAAAGCCCAGGAAGCACGUGAGCGAGAGCGAGAGCUUGCAAAAGAGAUUGUGGAUGGAGAGAUAGAUGAGGAAGAUGGUCCAGGUGGUGAUUUUGAGGGCAUAUAA